AUGGAAGCAUCGAUUAUCAAGUUAGGCAGUAACUAUGGACAAGUUGAGCUUGAGAAUGUACCACUGAAGAAGUCUGCGUUACGCAAGCUCGAUAUACCACUACAGCCGGCCACCUCGGUGCGCUACGACGUAGAGACAGUCGAAGUGUACGAGCAGAACAAGAAGGAGCAGCAACUUGAUGAGCUCGAACGAUAUCACAAGAGGCAGUUGCUAAGUUAUUGGGGUUUGCCGAGCGGUGACGAUUCUGCGUCGCAGCAAAACUGGUGGGGUGCUUCACUUGUUUCGGCUAUUGUAAAUAAUAUUCAGUUGGUUUUGACGAAUGUGCAUAUUCGAUAUGAGGAUAGUACGACUUUACCGAAUGAUAUGUGCUUUGCUUGUGGAAUGCGUAUACACAAUGUUAGCAUGCAGACCACCGAUUCACGUUGGGUUAGUGUUUCUUCUCAUUUCAUCUAA
Gongylonema pulchrum is the source of this 453-nucleotide messenger RNA. The record is from the annotation of a GenBank genome assembly. NCBI's taxonomy places the organism in Eukaryota, Metazoa, Nematoda, Chromadorea, Rhabditida, Gongylonematidae.